This is a messenger RNA of Nothoprocta perdicaria, 1208 nucleotides long. RefSeq names its product 5',3'-nucleotidase, mitochondrial (gene NT5M). Gene Ontology annotation, molecular function: 5'-nucleotidase activity. Gene Ontology annotation, biological process: pyrimidine deoxyribonucleotide catabolic process. The transcript has 5 exons. Lineage: Eukaryota; Metazoa; Chordata; Aves; Tinamiformes; Tinamidae. The record is from RefSeq and is a predicted model, not a curated record. The coding region runs from base 1 to 660 and encodes 219 amino acids.
AUGAUCCCGCGGAGCGGCUUCCUGCAGCUGCGGGCGCGCGGCGCGCUGGGCCCGCGGCGCGCGCUCCGCGUGCUCCUCGACAUGGACGGCGUCCUGGCCGACUUCGAGGGCGGCUUCCUCAGGAAGUUCAGGGCCGCCUACCCCGACCAGCCCUUCGUGGCCCUGGAGGAGCGCCGCGGCUUCUGGGUCUCCGAGCAGUACGGGCGCCUGCGGCCGGGCCUCGCCGAACAAGCCAUCAGCAUCUGGGAGUCGAAGAACUUCUUCAUGGAGCUGGACCCGCUCCCUGGAGCUGUGGAAGCCGUGAAGCAAAUGGCUAAUCUGGCAGACACCGACGUAUUCAUCUGCACAAGUCCCAUCAAGAAGUAUCGUUACUGUCCUUACGAGAAGUACGCCUGGGUGGAAAAGCACUUUGGGCCAGAGUUUCUGGAGCAGAUGGUGCUGACGCGGGAUAAAACAGUGGUGUCUGCUGACCUGCUCAUCGACGACAGACCCGAUAUCACCGGCGCCGAGAAGAACCCCAGCUGGGAGCACRUCCUCUUCACCGCCUGCCACAACAGGCACCUGCAGCUGAAGCCCCCCAGCCGCCGGCUGCACUCCUGGUCRGACGACUGGAGGGCCAUCCUGGACAGCAAGCGGCAGCCACCGCACCGGGCUGCCUGAGCCCUGCUGCUCUGUGCAUCCCCAACGAGCCCAGCAGACCCUGUGUCCACUGGGGAGAGGAAGAAGAGGGGGCUGAAGCUCUGCGGUCACCCAGAUGCAGCCCCAGCUGUUACAGGAGCAAUGCUGGGACUGCCAUGCCACGAGAUAUCCUGGCCACAGGGCAUUUGUGCACGCUCGAGGGAUCUUUGUGCGUGGCAUGGGGGCCAGCGUGGUGCUUUUGAUGGACAAGCUCACCAUGUCACUGCCUUGCUCCAGGGCCCRGAGUGGCACAGAGUGCUGCUGGAUCCCUCCUGGCUGCACUUCAGGUGGAGCUAGCGCCAGGUCAGCUCAGUGCUUGCCCUUGAUACUAAGGGGUUUCCUCCAGGCAUGUCCCCCCGGCAGCUUCCCCCCGAGGGGAUGGGACAAGGUGGCCGGGCCAUGAGAUCUGGCACACGAUGCCCAGCGGUGCCUCUCACCACAGCCAAGCGCUUCCCUGCCUGGGCUGCAGGAACCCUUCUCUGCAACCAGAUGCAGGAAAACAACAUCCUUCCAUUGGCUCCAGUCAUGGG